AUGGACGAAUCCCAGACAGCUUUUGCUUCUCAGUAUCCUUCUUACGGCUUUGAUCUCGAUAUGAUGAAGAGGUCCAUGGAACCUGUUGGAGGCCCAGAUGCGAAAAAGGCUCGUUGGUCGCCUACUUUUCCUCAACAAAACUCGUCUUCCAACGCUAAUUCCAACCGUGAUGCAUAUGCAAACUACGGCUAUGGUCCACAGGCCUCUAUCUCUCAGUCGGGAUACGCCUCUUCUCCAAUCGCACCCAGUCCUCUUUACUCUACACCUUCCUUGUCUAUCAAUACCCAAGCUGGUGGCUCUAUGAACCCUCAAAUGAGCCCGAACACCGCCAACUUUCCCCAGCAACAGCAGCCGAGUCCAAACGGCUCGUCACCUUAUGGUUUUGGAUCAUAUAACAUGCUUGGAAUGGGUAUGCCAGGAAUGAAUAUGAUGGGCGGGUUCGCGUAUAACGGCCAAAUGGGCGGAUUUCCUCAACAACGACUACCUUCUCUGACUAUUCCUCAGGGCAAUCCCAACGGCCCUCAGAGCGCUUACUCUCCAGUUGCUCUUUCUGCGGCCCUGUCAGCGUCCAACAACACCACCGGACGCACUGUAUACGUUGGCAACCUACCCGCCACCGCAUCUGUUGAUGAGCUCCUCAAUCUCGUUCAUUUUGGUCCUCUCGAAUCAAUCCGAGUUCUACCAGAGAAAUCAUGUGUAUUCCUGUCAUUCCUCGAUGGUGCCACCGCGGCAGCUUUUCAUGCCGAUGCCACCAUCAAGAAGCUGACCCUUCACGGACAGGAGCUUAAGAUAGGCUGGGGAAAGCCCAGUCCCGUGCCUGCUCAGGUUGCAUUAGCAAUUAGUCAAAGCAACGCAAGCAGAAACGUCUACUUGGGUGGACUCGAGGAGAACACGACGGAGGAGCAGUUGAGAGAUGAUCUUAGUCGCUUUGGACUCAUUGACCAAGUAAAAAUCGUUCGUGACAAGAACAUUGGUUUCGUGCAUUUCCUGAGCAUCUCAGUCGCAAACAAGGUCGUCAACACAUUGCCUACUGAACCCGCUUGGGCAGGCAAAAGAGUUAAUUAUGGCAAAGACCGGUGCGCCUAUAUUCCGAAGUCGCAACAAGCCGCUGCCCAACAGGCUCAAGCAGCAGCAGCACAGUCUCUAGUAGCCCAAUCCGCUGCUGCUGCUGCUGCUGCUGCCGCCGCCGCCUCUUCUCCUCAAUCCGCGCACCCGAACAAUAUGGGCAACGGUGUCUCGUCCCCGUUCAAUCCGUAUGCUCCCUUUGGUGCUGGUGAUGCGCUCCAGCAAGCUAUGGCUGCUGCUUCGGCUGUAGGAAUGAGUGGUAUGGGAAUGAGUCAAGGUAUCAAUAGGACCGUCUACCUCGGGAACAUUCACCCUGAGACCACAACUGAGGACCUGUGUAACGCGAUUCGUGGUGGGGUGUUGCAGAGCAUUCGAUAUAUGCAGGACAAGCAUAUAUCUUUCGUUACAUUUAUUGAUCCCGCUGCAGCCUUCACCUUCUUCCAGGUUGCGUCUUACCAAGGCAUGACUCUGAACAAUCGUCGUCUCAAAAUUGGUUGGGGAAAGAACUCUGGUCCCUUGCCACCCACGCUGGCUUUGGCCGUUCAUGCUGGCGCAACAAGAAAUGUGUAUAUCGGUAACAUUGAGGACUUUGAAACAUUCACCGAGGAAAGGUUAAAGAGGGACUUUGGCGAGUAUGGAGACAUUGAGUUGGUCAACUUUUUGAAGGAAAAAAACUGUGCCUUUGUCAAUUUCACCAACAUUUCCAACGCCAUUAAAGCCAUUGACGGUGUCAAGAACAAGCCAGAGUACGGUAAUUUGAGAAUCGCGCAUGGAAAGGAUCGUUGCGCGAAUCCGCCUCGUUCAGGACCACAGGGUGCUUCAGGCGGUAGAAGGACUGCUUCAGGAGCAGGAGCUACCGGAGGAGAGCCAGUUAGUGCCAUUGAUGGCGCUGGGUUUGAUGCUGAACUGACGGAUGCGAUGGUGCAGCAAGCAGCUGACGAGGAAGCUAUGGUCGCUGCUGGCGUUGUCAUUGCAGCACCCGAUGAAGCGCAGCAAAUGCACGUUGACGGUGGAGAGGUGUCUGCUCCUGCCUGA
This is a messenger RNA of Lentinula edodes (shiitake mushroom), 2100 nucleotides long. RefSeq lists its product as uncharacterized. Gene Ontology annotation, biological process: mRNA splicing, via spliceosome. NCBI's taxonomy places the organism in Eukaryota, Fungi, Basidiomycota, Agaricomycetes, Agaricales, Omphalotaceae. The record is from RefSeq and is a predicted model, not a curated record. Gene Ontology annotation, cellular component: cytoplasmic stress granule. Gene Ontology annotation, molecular function: mRNA binding. The transcript has 6 exons. The coding region runs from base 1 to 2100 and encodes 699 amino acids.